Molecule: messenger RNA, 936 nt
Organism: Mauremys reevesii (Reeves's turtle)
Lineage: Eukaryota; Metazoa; Chordata; Testudines; Geoemydidae
Product: olfactory receptor-like protein OLF1
Exons: 1
Coding region: 1-936 (311 amino acids)
Biological process (GO): sensory perception of smell; G protein-coupled receptor signaling pathway
Cellular component (GO): membrane
Molecular function (GO): olfactory receptor activity; odorant binding; G protein-coupled receptor activity
Source: RefSeq, a predicted model, not a curated record
AUGGAAAAGGGAAAUCACUCGGAGGUGACUGAGUUCAUUCUCACAGGACUGACAGAUCGUCCGGAGCUGCAGGUCCCCCUCUUUGGGGUGUUCCUACUGAUUUAUGGUGUCACCCUGGUGGGGAAUGGGGGGAUGAUCUUGUUAAUCAUAAUUGAUCCCCGACUCCACACCCCCAUGUACUUUUUCCUCAGUAAUUUGUCGUUCUGUGACCUCUGCUUUUCCUCGUUAGUUUGCCCUAAGAUGCUGCUGAAUUUCUUAGCUGAAAGGAAAAGCAUUUCUUACACUGCCUGCUCUGCGCAAAUGUGUCUCUCUAUCAUUUUUUCAGAUGUUGAGUGCCUCUUGCUGGCAGUGAUGGCGUAUGACCGUUAUGUGGCCAUCUGUAACCCGCUGCUCUAUACGGUCACCAUGUCCAGGCAGCUUUGUAAACGGCUGGUGACUGGGGCAUAUGCUGUGGGGUUGGUAGAUUCAAUGAUUCAGUGUUUUAUAUUUCGGCUGUCAUUCUGCAGCUCCAACAUCAUCAAUCAUUUCUUCUGUGACGUCCCCCCACUGUUGCCACUCUCCUGUUCUGACACCCGCAACAACGAGAUUGUGAUGUUUGCUUUCGGGUGCUGCAUUAUAGCAAUCAGUUUUGUGACUGUCCUCCUCUCCUAUGUCUAUAUCAUCUCCACCAUCCUGCAGAUCCGCUCUACUGAGGGCCGACACAAAGCCUUCUCCACCUGUUCUUUCCACUUGAACGCAGUGACUCUGUUUUAUGGCACCCAACUCUUCAUGUAUUUACGUCCCCCCUCCACCUAUUCCAUGAACACAGACAAAGUAGCCUCAGUGUUUUACACGCUGGUGAUCCCCAUGUUGAACCCCCUCAUCUACAGCCUGAGGAACACAGAGGUGAAGGACGCCCUGAGGAGAGCAAUGAAUAAACUCCUAACCAAUUCCUGA